CUUCCGGCGCGUGCGUGACGUAAGAGAAGGACGCCACACUUGAAGAAGGGGCGGGAGGCAGCGGCCUGGUCACUGUCAUGGAGUCAGCGCAGCUAGCGCGGGAACUGGGUUGCUGGGAGGCGGAAGAGAUGGAGGUGCCCGUGGCGGCCCGGGUCCCGGAGUCGACGCUGCGCAGGCUGUGUCUGGGCCAGGGGGCCGACAUCUGGGCCUACGUUUUGCGGCACGUGCGCAGCCAGAGGAACGUCAGGAAGAUCCGGGGAAACCUGCUCUGGUGUGGCCACCAGGACAGUCCAGAGGCCCGCCGGAAGCUGGAGUUGGAAGCCGCUGUUGCCCGCCUGCGGGCAGAGUUCCUGGAGUUAGACCAGAGCCUGGAGCUGAUGGAGCAAGAGACUGAGGCUCAGGAUAUAGCCAUGGAACAGAACCUACAGAGCAUGCAAGACACCCAGCGCCGUGCUCUCCUCCUCCGGGCUCAAGCUGGGGCCUUGCGAAGACAGCAGCGUGGGCUCCAGGAUCCCAUGCAGCGACUGCAGAAUCAGCUCAAGCGCUUGCAGGACAUAGAAAGGAAGGCCAAAGUGGAUAUAAACUUUGGACCCUUGGUAUCAGCAGCCCUGGGCCUGGAACCUGCAGUCCUGCACGAUGUCCGAACAGCCUGCAGCCUCCGGACCCAGUUCCUGCAGAGCCUCCUGAGUCCUCAGGCUCAGGGAGGCGGCGUUCCAACCCUGCAAGAUGACCACUUUGGAACUUCCUACCAGCAGUGGCUUAGCUCAAUGGAGAGCCUGCUGACAAACCACCCACCAGGCCACGUCCUCGCUGCCUUGCAGCAUCUGGCUGCAGAACGGGAGGCAGAGAUCCAGUCCCUGUGCAGUGCUGAUGGGCUCCAGGAUACGGAGAGAACCAGGUCCCAGGCAUCAGACCAGUCAAACUCCAGCCAGACCCUGCCAUCCAUGGUGCAUCUCAUCCAGGAGGGCUGGCGGUCUGUGGGUGAGCUGGUCACCCAGCGGGACCCCCUCCUGAAGGAGCAUCAAGUCCUGACCCUGCGCCUCCAGGGCCUGAUGGAGAAGGUGGAUAGAUGUAUCCUGGGAUCCAGCGAGAGGCAGACUUUGGUGCUGGGGCUCCGGGUCUGUGCCCUCUGGGCAGAACUCAAGGCCCUUCAAGCCCUGAGCCAGGAGCUGGAGGAGGCCACUGGGCGUCGGCAGAUUCUGCUCCAGGAGCUACAGGCCAAACAGCAACGGAUCCUGCGCUGGCGCCAGCUAGUGGAGGAGACACAGGAGCAGAUCCGCCUACUCAUCAAGGGCAACUCAGCCAUCAAGACACGCCUGUGCCGGAGCCCCGGGGAGGUGCUAGCUUUGGUUCAGCGAAAAGUGGUCCCCAUGUCUGAGGCGGUGGCUCCACAGAGCCAGGAGUUGGUGCGGUGUCUGGAGCAGGAAGCCCAGCACCUGCCCCAUCUUCCUCUGGGCCCCUUGCUGCAGCACGGCCCCGGAGGAUUGCAGCCCCUCCCUGCAGUCCUGCCAUCCAUCCACCAGCUGCAUCCUGCAUCCCCAAGGGGCUCCAGCCUCAUAGCGCUGAGCCACACACUGGGGCUGCCUGCAGGGAAGGCUCCGGAGCUGCUCCUCCCGAAGGCUGCCUCUCUUCGGCAGGACCUUCUGUUCCUCCAGGACCAACAAAGUCUCCGACGCUGGUAUCUGCUCCACAUGAAGACCAGCCUGCCGCCAGGACCAUCCACCCAGGAGCUGCUGCAGAUCCAGGAAUCCCAGGAAAAGGAGCAGAAGGAGAGCCUGGGACAGGCUCUGAAGCGGCUGGAGAACCUGCUGAAACAAGCGCUGAAGCGAGUCCCCGAGCUCCAGGGAGUUGUGGGAGACUGGUGGGAGCAGCCAGGACAAGCCGCCCUCUCCAGGGACCUCUGCCAAGGCCUGUCGCUGGCCCAGUGGCAGCUGCGCUGGGUCCAGGCCCAAGGUGCCCUGCAGCAGUUGCGCAGAUGAAGAAGUAGCUCAGAAAGAAGGCAGGAGCUUCGCACUUGUUCAUCCCAACACGUCACUUCCCUUAAGACCUCUGGAAAAAAGCAUUGCCGGGACACAUCAGUCCAUGGUCUCCACCACACCUGCCGCCCGCGUCCCCGGCUGUUCUCGGUGCUCUCAGUGGCCUUGCCCCGUCCUGUCAUUGCUCUAAAGCCAAGAUGAACACGAUACUAUGGGCCCCACCCUAGCUGAAACUCUCCUCAUCACUUUUACCCUCAGUAGGAAGUAAUCAAGUGCCUGCUGUAAACACUGAGGAUCCAGCACUGAAAAAAAUGGACAGAAGUCCCAGCCUGCAGGGAGUUGUCGUUCUAGGAUAGGAGGACAGACCACUGACAAAAUAAGUAAGCAGAAUAUCUAGUACGUGGAAGAACCGCUAUGAGAAAAAGCGAUUGCAGAGGUGCAGUGUUACAUAGAGGGCUAACAGCAAGGUGACACUGUAAAGGCGGUGGGAAGGAAGCACCCAGGGAUGUGGGGAGGGCCUCAGCGGGGAGACUGCAGCGUGCGCAGAGGCCCUAGCUCACAGGCGUUGGUGUGAGGGCCACGGAGGCAGUGUCGCUGUUGGAAGAAGGGAAGGUGUGAGAGAUGGGAUUGUCUUUGAGUUUUUAUAGUUUUUUGGUUUGUUUUUUUUUUACAUUUAAAUCUUUGAGCCAUUUGGAGUUGAUCCAAAUGGAUUCCAUUCUGUCUUAUUGUAAGCACUUACUAAAAUUCUCAUUCAGAGCAGUGGUCACCUCUAAGGGAGGGUUAGAUGGCAAGGAGGAGACAAACUUUCUAGAGUUAAAAAUAUAUUGUGUGUUGAAGGUGGUGAGGGUUACACAGGUGUAUGGAUUUGUCAGAACUAGUCUGGCUGUACUCGUUAGGUCUGUGUAUUUCACUGUGAACUAUCUUCAAUUUGUAAAGUAAAAUUUUACCCACCUAAACUUUAUAAAGUAGACUUAGAUAUUCUUCAUACACUAAA
Molecule: messenger RNA, 2970 nt
Organism: Odocoileus virginianus texanus
Lineage: Eukaryota; Metazoa; Chordata; Mammalia; Artiodactyla; Cervidae
Gene: HAUS5
Product: HAUS augmin like complex subunit 5
Biological process (GO): centrosome cycle; spindle assembly
Cellular component (GO): HAUS complex; centrosome
Source: RefSeq, a predicted model, not a curated record